Messenger RNA from Varanus komodoensis (Komodo dragon), 4659 nucleotides. RefSeq names its product phosphoglucomutase 5 (gene PGM5). The record is from RefSeq and is a predicted model, not a curated record. The coding region runs from base 380 to 2083 and encodes 567 amino acids. Lineage: Eukaryota; Metazoa; Chordata; Lepidosauria; Squamata; Varanidae. The transcript has 11 exons. Gene Ontology annotation, biological process: carbohydrate metabolic process; myofibril assembly; striated muscle tissue development. Gene Ontology annotation, cellular component: cell-substrate junction; cytosol; sarcolemma. Gene Ontology annotation, molecular function: phosphoglucomutase activity; magnesium ion binding.
GGACAUUGUCGAGAGAGGAGAAAGAGCGGGGAGAGUAGCUGCGAGGUUCUCAAGCAGAAGAAGGCUGCUCCUGCUCCCUUAGACUUCGGGAAGCCACAUUUCAUCUGCGACAGAUAAAAAAGAAGGGGGGGCCACCCACUUCAGUUAUACGACGCCUAACGGAUUAGGCGGGAAAGAGGCACUGUGGGGCCAGAACUCGCGAGCAUCCGGCGCUGCGCUUCCUCGGAGGAGGAGGAGGACGAGGAGGGCGGGGCUGGAUCUCUACCCUUUUCCCAUGUGAGGCGCCCAGAACAGCAAGUUCAGCGCCGAGGGAAAGGGAGGUGAAGCCGGGGGCUCUGGGAGACGGAGAGCCUGCUGAGGGCGCGGUCGCCGCAGCACCAUGGAGGGGAGCCCCAUCCCGGUGCUGACCGUGCAGACGGUCCCGUACCAAGACCAGAAGCCGACGGGCGGCGGGGGUCUGAGGAGGCCCACGACCGUCUUCGAGAGCCAGCGCAACUACCUGCCCAACUUCGUGCAGAGCGUGCUCUCGUCCAUUGACCUGCGCGACCGCCAGGGCUGCACCAUGGUGGUGGGCAGCGACGGCAGGUACUUCAGUCGGACAGCCAUCGAGGUGGUGGUGCAGAUGGCGGCGGCCAACGGGAUUGGAAGAUUGGUUAUUGGGCAGAAUGGCAUCUUAUCCACCCCCGCUGUAUCAUGCAUUAUCAGAAAGGUCAAAGCAGCUGGAGGGAUUAUUCUGACAGCUAGUCACUGUCCUGGAGGACCUGGCGGAGAAUUUGGAGUUAAGUUUAAUGUUGCCAAUGGAGGACCAGCGCCAGAUGCUGUUUCUGAUAAGAUCUACCAGAUCAGCAAAACUCUUGAAGAAUAUGCCAUUUGUCCUGACUUAAGAAUUGACUUAUCUCGGCUAGGAAGACAAGAAUUUGAUUUGGAGAACAAAUUCAAGCCUUUUCGGGUUGAGAUAAUAGACUCUGUGGAAGUCUAUCUCAAUCUUCUACGGACUAUCUUUGACUUCAGUGCCAUCAGAGGCUUGCUAACAGGGCCAAAUCAGCUUAAGAUCAGAAUUGAUGCCAUGAAUGGAGUAAUGGGUCCUUAUGUCCGGAGAAUCCUGUGCGAUGAAUUAGGAGCCCCUGCAAAUUCUGCAGUUGACUGUGUUCCUUUGGAAGAUUUUGGUGGCCAGUAUCCUGAUCCAAAUCUGACAUACGCAACUUCUUUGCUGGAAGCAAUGAAAGGAGGGGAGUAUGGAUUUGGAGCUGCUUUUGAUGCUGAUGGAGACCGCUAUAUGAUCCUAGGUCAAAAUGGAUUUUUUGUGAACCCUUCUGAUUCAUUGGCCAUUAUUGCUGCCAAUCUCUCUUGCAUUCCAUAUUUCCGUCAGAUGGCUGUGCGAGGCUUUGGUAGGAGUAUGCCUACUAGCACUGCAUUGGACAGGGUGGCAAAAUCCAUGAAAGUCCCUGUGUAUGAAACACCAGCAGGGUGGAGGUUCUUCUCAAAUCUGAUGGAUUCUGGUCGAUGCUCACUUUGUGGAGAAGAAAGCUUUGGCACUGGAUCUGACCACAUUCGAGAGAAGGAUGGUCUUUGGGCUGUUCUCAUUUGGCUAUCAAUAAUGGCAGCUCGAAAGCAGAGUGUGGAAGAGAUAGUCAGAGAACACUGGACGAAAUUUGGCCGUCACUAUUAUUGCAGAUUUGAUUAUGAAGCCCUGGACCCUAGAACAGCUUAUUUCAUCAUGAGAGAUCUGGAGGCUUUGAUCACUGACAAGUCUUUUAGUAACCAACAGUUUGCUGUUGGAAAUAAUGUCUACAGUGUGCAAAAAGCAACCAUCUUUGAAUAUGUGGAUCCCGUAGAUGGCACUGUGAGCAAAAAACAGGGGCUGCGAAUAUUAUUCUCUGAUGCAUCUAGACUCAUCUUCAGAUUAAGUGCAUCUAGUCACGUGCGAGCCACUCUUAGGAUCUAUGCAGAAAGCUAUGAAAAGGACCCCAACAAACAUGAGAAGGAACCACAAGCUGUACUGAGUCCUCUCAUAGCAAUUGCACUGAAAAUAUCUCAGAUUCAUGAGAGGACAGGUCGAAAGGGUCCUACUGUCAUCACCUGAACCAAGGAAGGAUUACUAAACCAGGGCCAAAUUUGAGAGGGCAAGAAGAAGGAAGACCUUGCCCAAACACAUUAGCUGUUUGUGCCUUAUGUUACUCUUAAGGGUUUAAGGGCAAUGGGGGAGGGAGGGGGGACAAACUUCAGUGCUGUUCAUAAUUUGUUUUCAUAGAUCUACUAAGACAGCAGUGCACUUAGUUCUGUACUAUGGCUUCAGUGUCUUCUAAUCAAAAAUAGCAAGAGAAAGCUUCUUUUAUGUCAAGAUCCAGGCAUUACAAAAUAUCAUCAUGACAGAAAAGAUUGUUAUGUUCUGCCUUCACAAAGAAGUAUAUUACUUACUGCUCUGGUUGGACUUCAUUGCUGUGCACAGGUUCUUGGUGUUUGUAUUUUGAAAACCCUUAGUUAUAAUUUAAAACAGAACUCUUCUUAUGGUAGCCAAGGUAAGUUUGAAAAUGUGAGGCAAUGUUUUCAAUAGAAAGGCUCAGUUCCCCAUGUUUUCUAAGCCCAUCUUUUGACAGUGAUGGGCUAAACCAUGAUUUUAAACUAGAGUAUAACAGGGCUCUUGCUUACUCUAGCAAUUCUGGAAGGUUCAGCUGCAGAGAGAGGACUUAGACUGCCCAAGCUGACAAGAUGUUUUCCCUUGACAUGAUAUGCCACACAAGGCACAGAGUCAAAGCAUUGUGGCUGUUGAUCUACAGAAAUGGCAUGAGUGAAAAUUCUAAUAGGGCCUGAUUCACUACAUGUUUACAUUGGAGUAAAUCCCUCUAAGUUCAAUAGGAUAUACUCCCAUGUAUCGUAGUACUGCAACUUUACAGUGAGAUGUUGUGUAACAGAUUAUUGUUUCCAAAGCAUACUGGCAUCCGCCAAUCCCAGUCUCCCAGUUCCAAGAAUAACAAGUGCUGUUUUACGCACCAGCUGAAGCCUGGAAUCUGUUACAUUCAUUCACAUUUUAUGUAAGUGAAACCUCUGAAUGUAAAAAGGUGGAGAAACACAGCUCUUUGGCAAUCAGCUUUCAUUUUCUGCUCGUCUGUGUAUUAUUCACAAAUGCCCACUCACCAGCACAAAUGUUCUGUGCAUGUAAUUUACAUGCUUACACUGAACAAAUUCAGUGGCCCUUUCCCAUCUAACUCUCUUCUAAACCUUUCUCCAUUUAAAUUUGACAGCAAUUUUAAGGGAGAUACCUGUUUAACAUUACUAAAUAAUGCUGGAGGAGUUUUCUUGCUUUUAAUAUUUAGCUACUGCAGUCGCCAGGGGAAAAUCCAUGUUUUUCAUUACAUUUUACUGAUUUUACAAAGGAAACUACUGGAUUAGCUCACCCCUCCUUUUUUGUUUUUGUUUAAGUAAAUGAGUACUCUGUAGGCCAACCUACACAUUCUUCAAAUCAUUCAUGCAUGAUUGAAUUAAUUAGUUCAUUGAUAGCACAUGCAGCCCCAAUUGAGAUAGGUGUUUUGGUGCUCCAGGAAGGUAGGAUUUAGGUUCCUCCCUUCUAUUUUCAUUCUGAAAUUCCACCCCAAUUCCAUUUUAAGCCUGAAAAAAAAUUGCAUUGGAAUCAAUGUUAUGCAUGAUUUAAAUAAUACGUAGUUCAGCCCUGAGAACAGUGUAUAGGUCACUUUAAGCUGUGGAAUUGUUGCAGAGUUGUUUAGAAUACAGCAGUAGUUGGGUUCUUUCUUGAAUAACUUAAAAGUGGAAAGACACUGGAAAAGGUGAAUCCAUCAGAUGAAACAAUACCAAAGUGCAUUGCACUUGUCAUUUUUUCCAUAACUAGUUAAACUUCUUGGAAAACAGGAUUGAUACCAUUAUAAGUAUUAAAAUUAUCAGCUAUGUUUUCCAAGUAGUUUUCUUUUACUAGAGUGUAAUGCAGUGCACUGGAGUGUUGUGUUGUGGGUGUUUUGACUAGAAGAGGUUGAGAGGGAGAUUGCCUGAAAUAAAACAUCACCUUUGUUGCCUGUGGAACUGUAAUAAAUUGAGUGAAGUUUUAGAAGUACUUCUCUAAUUCCUUUAGCUCUCUGAAAGCCUACCAAAUGUUUUAUUAGAAGGUCAUAUGAUGAGUCAUCAGGGAACAGAUGGAGGAGAGAAAGGAUUGCUCAGUGAAUACUUGGGUACACCAAAUGGUUCGUGUGCCUGUGAAAGAAUAAUAUGGUUCCAACUCUGGCACACAACACCAAAAUGAUAAGAACUCCUUGUGCAUGUGACUCAUUUGAAUGUGUUUCUUUGGGAACAGAUGUGUGGCUGCUUGUCAUUCAUUGAGAUGGCUUUUGUGCAAUAUGACCUUUUUGUAGCCUAGUAACGUUCAUCACAACGGUCAAAUGUUCUUUUCAAUGCACUCUUGAGUGCUCUUGUGCUUUAAGAAACUGAUUUGGUUUCCUUUGAUAUUUGUCAGAACUUGCUAUGAGAUAUAAUAAAGUGCAAUGCCUUACUUCUGCCUUGCAUGAAAUUGCUGAUGAUAUGACAAGGCUUGUCCUCAUAUAACAGACUUCUUUUUAGCUGUGUCUAAGUAAAUGAGGCACUGAGUGUUUCCUCACUUCUAGAAUCACAGUGUUUUAUUGCAGUAUUAUUAAACAUCUUUUUUGUAAAUCAAAA